AUGGCAGAAGCUGUGAUACUAGUUUUACUUCAAAAACUUGCAUCUACACUGGGAGGAGCUACACUGAAAGUAUUCGGCUCACGACUGGGGAAAGAAGCUAUCUUUUUGCUUGAAGUGGAAAACAACAUGAAAGAAAUUGAGAUCGAAUUCGAUGUAAUGCAAGCGUUUAUAAAUCAAGUAGAUCCAUACUUGACAAACAAUCAAAUCUUCCAAUGCUGGUUGAAGCAUAUAAGGAAGGUUGCCUUUGAAGUUGAGGAUAUUAUUGAUGAAUAUGCAUUUCUCCUUGGGAAGAUGGAUGGCACAGAAAGUUUUCUGAGGAAAACAUUCCGUCAGUCAAAAAAUGUCAUGAUUUGGUAUAAUGUUGCUUCUCAGCUUAAACAAGUCAAGAGUCGCCUUCAGAACUUAACAACUAUGAAAGAGAGGUAUGGUAUCAAGAUAUAUGACAAUGAUGAAACCUCAUCAAGCCAUAGUAUUAGCCGCAAGUUCUACUUUUCCGAUUCUUCGUACUUAAAUGAUCAUGAUAAUGCAAUUGUGGGGCAAAAAGAUCACUUGAAGAAGUUGUUAGGCUGCCUAAAUGAUGCAGGUCCGGAUCGUGCUAUUAUCAUGAUCCAGGGAAUGGGUGGAUCAGGUAAAUCUACACUUGCAAGAAGCAUCUAUAGGAAGCAAGAUGUCACGUUAUGUCAUGCAUGGAUCUCAACGUCCCGAAAUCGUCAAGUUGAAGAUAUUCUUACAAACAUUAUAGAUAAGCUUGAUAUUGGAUCAGAUGAACAUGACAACAGUGAUUGUGAAGGAAUGGUGAAGACCAUCCAAACUUACCUUCAGAAUAGAAAGUAUCUUAUUGUUUUAGAUGACUUGUGGGAUAGAGAAUCAUGGUCAUGCUUUGAUAAUGCAUUUCCAAAGAAUAGCCACGGAAGUAUAGUCAUCAUUACUACAAGAAAUGAAGCUGUCGCAUCGUUAGCCGAGGAGGAACAUACUAUUAGGCUUGGAAAUCUCUCAGAAGAAGAAUCAUGGGACCUCUUCAGCAAAAAAGCAUUCAUGAAGCUGCCAGAGGCAACAUGCCCGGAUGGUCUCAUCAGUUGUGCUAAGAAAAUUUUGGAGAAGUGCCAAGGUUUGCCUCUUGCUAUUGCAGCUAUUGGGAGCCUCCUUUCUUAUAGAGGUAUGGAGGAGCGGGAGUGGAAAUCAUUCUAUAAUCAGCUAAAUUGGCAAUUAACUUAUAAUCCAGAGCUCAGCAGGGUAUCAAAUGUUCUCAGCUCAAGCUUAAACGAUCUUCCAACCCAUCUAAAGAAUUGUUUCCUGUACUGUGGAUUAUUCCCAGAAGAUUGUGAAAUUAGACGGAAGUGGAUAAUCAGAAUGUGGAUAGCUGAAGGGUUUGUGGAAGAUCGAGGUGCAGAGAUAACGCUGGAGGAAGUGGCAGAGGAAUAUCUGAAGGAACUUAUUCAGCGCUCGCUGAUUCAAGUUGUUGAAAGAAAUGAAUUUGGAAGGCCAAGAAGGUUUAAAGUGCAUAAUAUAGUGAAAGAAAUUACUCGGACAUCAUCAAAAAAACAGAGGUUUGGUCUUAUAUGUUAUAACCCAGUUCUCACUAGUCUUGGAGAUACCGAGCGCCGUGUGUUUGUGCACGCUGGAGGCCAAGACUUUCAACCAGGUGCAGCCUGGCAGCAGCUGCGCUCAUUUUUAUUAUUUGAUAAACAUGUCUCGGUUCCAUGGAUUCGUGCUGCUUCAUCAAGUUUCAGGUUAUUAAGGGUCAUGUGCCUCAGAUAUUCCCUCCUUCAAAAUUUCCCAAAUGCCAUAGUUGGUUUAUUCAAUUUGUACUACCUUGAUUUGUCACGUACGAAAGUGAAGAAGAUACCAAAGUCAGUGGCAAGGCUCAAGAACCUGCAGACACUGCAUCUCAGGCGUACAUUUGUAAGGAAGUUGCCACGUGAAAUAAAACUGCUCAUAAAUCUCCGUCACUUGUCUGUGAGUAGCGACCUAUAUGGCACAUCGAUUUUAGGUAAUAUUUGUGGUCUCAAGUCUCUGCAGACUCUCAGAGAUGUAAAAGCCAGCAAAAAUCUUGUACAAAAUCUCAGCUUCUUGAUGCAGCUUAAAACCUUGAGCAUUACAAAUGUGUUGGCAAGCCAGAACAAAGAUCUUUGGAGUUCCGUUGGAAAGUUAACUGUUCUUACUAGGUUGGCUGUUGCAAGUGAUGCUGAUGAUGAGAUUCUUUCUAUAAAAAACUUCAGAGCACCCCAAUAUCUGGAGAAGUUCUACUUGGAUGGCAAGUUGGCGGAUGGUGCGCUUUUCCCUAUAUCUGGACGUUUUCAGAACCUUAAGCGGUUGUCAAUGCGGUUAUCUGGUCUAGUGCAAGAUCCUGUCAGUGCCUUGUCUGAAAUGACAAAUCUGAUUUACCUUGAGCUUACUUGUGCCUAUAAUGGGGAGUCAUUGGUGUUCUGUUGUGGAUCAUUCCUGAAGCUCAGACAACUUCGCCUGGAGAAGCUAGAAAACUUGAACUCAGUUGAGAUAAAUAAUGGCAGCAUGGUGAACUUGACUGACAUAGAAUUUCAUGACCUGGGAAAAUUGGAAUAUGUGCCAGAAGGUCUUACAUAUCUAACGAAGCUUCAGCACUUGGUUGCAGAUAAAAUGCCAGAAUUGUUCACAAGAAAGUUGGAGGAAGAACAUCGGAAUGGGUUUCUUCAGCACAUUGGUAGCAUCGAAUGUGUGUGAUACUGUGUGCUUUGGUCAAAGUUAUAUUGCUCAUCUGAGACUGCUGCUAUUUGAUUUGAAGAGGAAGUGGCUGUUUCUUUUCUUCAUGAAUAAAAUGCAUUUUCUUCCAACUAUGUGUUUCAUUUUCUUUUAAGCAUCAUAUGGGUUGUACUAAUAAAGAAAGAAGGCACUAUACUUCUCAUUGAUGUUUGUUUUGUUGAACGGACUGGUAAACUUUCUAUCCGUUGCAAGUUUGUAACAUAAACAUUUUUCUCCUGUGUUAUUGUAAUUUUUACUGGACUA
This is a messenger RNA of Hordeum vulgare subsp. vulgare (domesticated barley), 2982 nucleotides long. RefSeq names its product disease resistance protein RPM1-like. Lineage: Eukaryota; Viridiplantae; Streptophyta; Magnoliopsida; Poales; Poaceae. The transcript has a single exon. The record is from RefSeq and is a predicted model, not a curated record. The coding region runs from base 1 to 2700 and encodes 899 amino acids. Gene Ontology annotation, molecular function: ADP binding. Gene Ontology annotation, biological process: defense response to other organism.